AUGUCUCACGAGGAGGAUCUCAUCGACUACUCCGACGAGGAGAUCGCGCCCACUGAAGCACCCGCCAACGGAAGCGCUGCCGCAGCCAAGAGUGGCCUCACCGCCGGUGACACUGCUGGCGACAAGAAGGGCAGCUACGUCGGCAUCCACUCGACCGGUUUCCGCGACUUUCUUCUCAAGGACGAGCUCGUACGAGCGAUCACGGACUGUGGCUUCGAACAUCCGUCCGAGGCCCCUGUCGCCAUCUAUGGGCUUGCGUCCAAACUGUACAUGAACCCGAUUGUGGCGGCCCAACCUAUCAAGAAGCCUUUCCCUCUCGAUAAGUUCACUCCAGCGGUCCCCCAAGACUGCGAUUGGCGUACAAGUGCCCUCGGGGUCCAGCAGGUUACCAUUCCACAGGCCAUUCUUGGAAAUGACGUUCUGUGUCAAGCCAAGUCUGGUCUGGGUAAGACCGCCGUCUUCGUCCUCGCAACUCUGCAGCAGAUGGAUGAGAAGCCAGAACCCGGGAUCGCUACCAUCCUAGUCAUGUGCCACACCCGCGAGUUGGCGUACCAGAUCAGGAACGAGUACAACCGCUUCGCCAAGUUCUUGCCUGAAGUCAAGGUCGGUGUCUUCUAUGGAGGUACGCCUGUCCUGAAGGACAUCGAGCUUCUCGGCAACAAAGAAUUCCAUCCACACAUCAUUGUCGGCACACCCGGUCGCAUCAACGCAUUGGUUCGCGACAAGCAUCUGCGCCUUGCCAACCUCAAGCACUUCGUUCUCGAUGAAUGUGACAAGAUGUUGGAUCAGCCCGAUAUGCGCAACGAUGUGCAGGCCAUCUUCCGAGCUACACCCGCCCACAAGCAGGUCAUGAUGUUCUCAGCCACUCUCAACAAGGACGUUCGUGUGAUUUGCAAGAAGUUCAUGCAGAACCCUCUGGAGAUCUACGUCGACGACGAGAAGAAGUUGACGCUACACGGUCUCCAACAGUACUACAUGAAGCUCGACGAGCGUGAGAAGAAUCGCAAGCUGAAUGAUCUUCUUGAUAGCUUGGAAUUCAACCAGGUCAUCAUCUUUGUCCGAUCGACUCUGCGCUGCACGGAACUCGACAAGCUUCUUCGCGAGUGCAACUUCCCGAGCACGGCAGUGCACUCUGGUAUCGGUCAAGAAGAGCGUAUUAAGCGUUACAAGGAGUUCAAGGAGUUCCAGACUCGUAUCUGUGUCUCUACCGACAUCUUUGGUCGCGGUAUUGACGUGGAGCGCAUCAACGUGGCCAUCAACUACGACAUGCCCGACAAGGCGGACUCGUAUCUGCACCGCGUCGGUCGUGCCGGUCGUUUCGGAACCAAGGGUCUCAGCAUCUCGUUCGUCUCCAGCCCCGAAGAUGAGGCGGUUCUCAAGUCCAUCGAAGAGCGCUUCCAGGUCUCACUUCCCGAGUUCCCAGAAGACGGCAUCAACUCUUCCACCUACAUGGACAACUAG
Messenger RNA from Plenodomus lingam JN3, 1461 nucleotides. The record is from RefSeq and is a predicted model, not a curated record. NCBI's taxonomy places the organism in Eukaryota, Fungi, Ascomycota, Dothideomycetes, Pleosporales, Leptosphaeriaceae.